This is a messenger RNA of Magnolia sinica, 1983 nucleotides long. RefSeq names its product pectinesterase 3-like. The transcript has 2 exons. Bases 27 to 1754 code for a protein of 575 amino acids. The record is from RefSeq and is a predicted model, not a curated record. NCBI's taxonomy places the organism in Eukaryota, Viridiplantae, Streptophyta, Magnoliopsida, Magnoliales, Magnoliaceae. Gene Ontology annotation, molecular function: pectinesterase activity; pectinesterase inhibitor activity. Gene Ontology annotation, biological process: cell wall modification.
AGAACACCCACCCAACUCAGAGAGAGAUGGAUUCUAUCAACUCCUUCAAAGGCUACGGGAAGGUGAAGGAGGCGGAGGAGCAGGCCUUCCGAAAGAAGACCCGACGCCGUCUCACGAUCAUCGUCGUUUCUGUGAUCAUCUUGGUCAUGAUCAUCGUCGGGGCAGCCGUCGGAUCCGUUAUCCACAAGAAGAACAGCAGCUCCGACGGAUCCAAGCCGUCGACAUCGGCCCCAGUUGACUCCUUGAAAGCCGUCUGCAGCGUCACGCAGUACCCGGAUUCGUGCCUCACUAGCAUCGCCUCCAUCGAGAGCAGCUCGGAUAAGGCGGACCCGGAAGAGCUCUUCAAGCUGUCGUUGAAAGUGGCCAUUGAUGAGCUGUCUAAGAUCUCCACAUUGCCUGAUCGACUCGCGGCCGGCACGACCGAUCAACGGCUGAAACUAGCUCUAGCCGAUUGCAAAACCAUGUUCGAAGAUGCCAUCGAUGAGCUGAAUACCUCUUUGUCGUCGAUGCUUCCGGGCAAGGGAGAGAAGCUGCUGUCCGAUGCGAAGCUCGCUGACAUCCGGACGUGGAUCAGCACCGCGGCCACCGAUCAGGACACGUGCCUGGACGGAUUGGCCGAAUUUUCUCAGGAAUUACGAAUCCAGAUGGAGAAGGAAAUCCGGAAUUCGACACAAUUCACGAGCAAUUCCCUGGCAAUUGCAACGAAGAUCAUGACCAUUCUCGAGAAGCUCAACGUCCCGAUCCAUCGGAAGCUGUUGUCCGUCGGAUUCCCAGGAUGGGUGUCGUCCAAGGAUCGGAAGUUGCUUCAAGAAGCGAAGCCGACGCCGGAUGUGACCGUUGCCAAGGACGGCACCGGCCAAUUCAAGACGAUCGCCGAGGCGGUCGCUUCAGUGCCGAAGAAGAACGAGAAACGGUACGUGAUCUACGUCAAAGAAGGCGUCUAUGUGGAGAACGUGAUCAUCGAUAAGUCGAAGUGGAACGUGAUGAUGUACGGGGACGGUCAGGAUAAGACGAUCGUGUCCGGCAGCAAGAACGUCGUCGACGGGACACCGACAUUCUCCACCGCUACUGUCGCUGCUGUUGGAAGGAACUUCAUAGCAAAAGACAUGAGCUUCAAGAACACAGCUGGUCCAAAGAAGCACCAAGCAGUCGCGCUGCGUGCCGGCUCUGAUCGGUCCGUCUUCUUCCAAUGCUCCUUCGACGCCUUCCAAGACACUCUCUACGCGCACUCUAACAGACAAUUCUACCGAAACUGCGAUAUCACUGGCACCAUCGAUUUCAUCUUCGGCAAUGCAGCUGCCAUCUUCCAGGACUGCACCAUCCGACCCCGCCAACCAGAUACAAACCAGCUGAACACGAUCACCGCACAAGGAAAGAACGACCCAAAUCAAAACACGGGCAUAUCAAUCCAACAGUGCCAGAUAACUGCAUUCGACAAUUUAACGGCGCCCACUUAUCUCGGCAGACCAUGGAGGCCAUAUUCAACGACGAUCAUCAUGCAGUCAGGUAUAUCGAACAUAGUACAUCCCGCCGGAUGGUUGUCGUGGAUCAGCAACACCGUGCCGCCGAAGACGAUAUUCUAUGCCGAGUAUGAGAACACUGGGCCCGGAUCCAACGUGGCCAAUCGGGUGACGUGGCCCGGGUAUAAUCCGGCGGUUACUGAGAAUCAGGCAUUGAGAUUUACUGUGAAUUCGUUCAUCCAGGGAAGUGAGUGGUUGCCGGAGACAGGGGUGCUGUACGGGGCUUCGUUGUGAUUGGAUAUUGGACGGUUGGGAUGUGUCGCGUGCGGCACGUGGGAGAUCAUAGAUAGAUAAAAGAGAGAACGAGUGUGUUGUUCGUGGGUUUUUCUUAUUGGUGUAAGUAAUUACAUUCAUUCCUACAAGAUUUCAUUUUGCCAUAUACGAUUUCUUUCGACCACAUAUAAGUUAUUUUCCUAUUAUAAUUUUUCAGAUAUAAUCCUCACCUUUGAUAUUUAGAGUUGAA